GCCGCGCGGUACCCGGCAUGGCGGCCGCAGCCGAGGGUGUCCUCGCGACCCAACGGGAGGAGCCGGUUCGAGACGAUGCCGCGGUGGAGACAGCUGAAGAAGCAAAGGAGCCGGCUGAGGCUGACAUCACUGAGCUCUGCCGGGACAUGUUCUCCAAAAUGGCAACUUACUUGACUGGGGAACUGACGGCUACCAGCGAAGACUAUAAGCUCCUGGAAAAUAUGAAUAAACUGACCAGCCUGAAGUAUCUUGAAAUGAAAGAUAUUGCUAUAAACAUUAGUAGAAACUUAAAGGACUUAAACCAGAAGUAUGCUGGACUGCAGCCUUAUCUGGAUCAGAUCAAUGUAAUUGAGGAGCAGGUAGCAGCUCUUGAGCAGGCGGCCUACAAGUUGGAUGCAUAUUCAAAAAAACUGGAAGCCAAGUACAAGAAGCUGGAGAAGCGAUGAAAAAUUUAUUGCUGUGAGACAAAGUCUUUUUUUAAAGUGGAAGAAUGUUUUUAUAGGACCUGUAUCCUGAGGUUGAUGAAUUUUCAGAACUCCUCAAAAGGGAACUGUGCUGGUCGUCCCAGAAACAUCCCAACGUUGGAGUAAACUGGAGGACUGUGGCUAUUCCUGAACUUCUUUUGAGGCAGUAUCCCCCAGAAACUCACAGUUACAACUCCUUAUCUUUUACUUGAAUACUUCAUCAUCCAUUUAGGACGGAGAGUCUCUCAAAGUUCAGGAUAAACCUGGGCUUGCCAGUAGAAGCAAAUGAGAGGACCUAUUUUCUCUGGGAGUAGUUGAUCACUACAUUAUUUCCUUAAAUGGCUGGAUUUUGAGUUACUGUAUAAAUGGUUGUUUUUUUAUUGAUGACACUAAUGUAUUGCUAACAAGAUUAAAAAUUAAAAAAGGAAAACAAAACAAACUUGUUCUUUACAGUU
This is a messenger RNA of Equus quagga, 919 nucleotides long. RefSeq names its product biogenesis of lysosomal organelles complex 1 subunit 2 (gene BLOC1S2). Gene Ontology annotation, cellular component: gamma-tubulin complex; BORC complex; BLOC-1 complex. The transcript is spliced from 5 exons. NCBI's taxonomy places the organism in Eukaryota, Metazoa, Chordata, Mammalia, Perissodactyla, Equidae. Bases 18 to 446 code for a protein of 142 amino acids. Gene Ontology annotation, molecular function: gamma-tubulin binding. The record is from RefSeq and is a predicted model, not a curated record. Gene Ontology annotation, biological process: endosomal transport; lysosome localization.